Lachancea dasiensis is the source of this 522-nucleotide messenger RNA. Lineage: Eukaryota; Fungi; Ascomycota; Saccharomycetes; Saccharomycetales; Saccharomycetaceae. The record is from the annotation of a GenBank genome assembly.
AUGGAUGACAGUGGCAAGAUCAAACCGUACAUUGCGCACUUAGAUGCUCAACUUGCGAAGCUACGUCCAGAAAUUGCUAAGUUUACAGAAAAAUCACUCGAUGAGCAGCUUCUGUUGCUGAAAGAUGAUCGCGCCAAGCUAGACCUUUCCAAUCGGUACGCUUAUGUUUUGUCAUCUCUUCUCUUUGCAUACCUGAAGUUACAUGAUGUUAAAGACCUAGGCCCUGUGAAGCAGGAGUUAGGCCGUGUCAAGAAGUACAUGGACUUAGCUCGUCAACUUGACCAAAAAGAAGUUAAUCGCGAAAAGGCGGAAGAAGAAAGUCAGAAACGGGCGAAGAAUAUGAUUCGUUCAGCUCUGGAUGGCAGGUCUUCCGCACCUGCCAUUAGUAAAGUCCACUUCCAAGGAAAGCACACAAAAUUCUCGGACGAGCCAAAAGAGAGCAAAGAGGCUCCCCAACCGGAGAGCACAAUACCAAACAGUUCCAAAAAGCAAGGCAAGGUUUCUAAAAAGGCUACGAACUGA